Messenger RNA from Trichogramma pretiosum, 2628 nucleotides. RefSeq names its product sorting nexin-6 (gene Snx6). Gene Ontology annotation, biological process: phagosome-lysosome fusion involved in apoptotic cell clearance. Lineage: Eukaryota; Metazoa; Arthropoda; Insecta; Hymenoptera; Trichogrammatidae. The record is from RefSeq and is a predicted model, not a curated record. The transcript has 10 exons. Bases 839 to 2065 code for a protein of 408 amino acids. Gene Ontology annotation, molecular function: phosphatidylinositol binding.
UCACGCGAAUCGAGCGAUCGCCGCCGCUUCAUUUUAAUUCGCCGCAGCUGACGAGUGACGAGUAGUCGGCGCGACCGCGUUCUACGCUUUUAAAAAUCCCCCUGAAAGACAGCAAAAUGUUCAUACGCGCGCGUUGAACUUGCAAAUACUACGUGGACGUAUGACAAUCAGUUUAUGGGAUGCGAGGAUAAAGGCGAGCCUCGCGAAUAGUCAUAAACGCGAUAGGCAAAGUGCGCGAGUGUGGGACACUUGAACAUACGAUCUAGGCCCUCGGAUUUCGUAAAAACAACUACUAGUCGUUCAUUGAUAUGAAUUACGAGGAUAAUCGAACAACCGUAAAAGUCGUCGUUGUUUAUAAGGGGAGGUUAUGAGGCUCGCUCAACACCAUCUUCUCUUCUGCACUUGUGUAUAUGUGCCAUAUUUACAAAACAUAUCGUUGACUGCUGCUGCUGCGCCUUGGCUUGUAUUCUCGCCGUGUACACAUGCCUGAAUAAGAUAAAUGUGAGUGCUUUGAUUGUGCCAUCCUCUGCACACAUCUAUACCAAAGUAGUUCUGAUUUUCUUAACUCGUCUUGGCCGAUCAUGAUCAUCGUUCGCUGAUGCAACGAGGGAACAAGUAGGAGAAAUAACGAGUCAGUAUAUCUGCAAAGCCAAAGAGUUGCGGGGCCUGUCUGCUCUUUGCGCAAAGAAGAUCAUUGCCUUUCGUGACACUGCCUGCUGCCUGUCUUGCCUUCGGUCAUCCGUGUGUGUUUAUGUAUAUACGACGAUAGUCGGCGUUUCGGAGCGACGAGUGCGAAUAUUGUUAUUGGCGAGACAAGGAGCGUCGCAAAUCAGACGCCAUGAUGGACGGUAUAUGUGAAACCAACGAGAUCAUCAACAAUGGUCCUGCCAAAAAGACCAUUUCCAAUGAGUCAUCGUUGGAUCAAACUGAAAAGGCAUUACAAGUUGACAUAUCUGAUGCGCUCAGUGAAAAAGACAAGGUCAAAUUUACCGUCCACACCAAGACCUCCUUGCCUGAUUUCCAAAAGUCGGAGUUCUUUGUUGUGAGACAGCAUGAGGAGUUUGUCUGGCUUCAUGAUCGCUUCGAAGAAAAUGAUGAAUAUGCUGGUUACAUUAUUCCUCCAUGUCCACCACGACCUGAUUUCGAUGCUUCAAGGGAAAAGCUGCAGAAACUGGGAGAGGGUGAGGGCAGUAUGACAAGAGAAGAGUUCAUGAAAAUGAAGCAAGAACUUGAAGCGGAGUAUUUGGCUACUUUCAAAAAAACUGUUGCUAUGCAUGAAAUGUUUCUAACUCGUCUUGCACAACAUCCAGUUUUCCGAAAUGACCAUAAUCUUAGAGUAUUUUUAGAAUAUGAUCAAGAUCUUUGUGUUCGAGGCAAAAAUAAAAUAGAAAUGUUUGGUGGACUCAUGAAGUCAUUUUCAAAAACAAAAGAUGAAUAUUAUUUAUCUGCAACUGUGAAAGAUGUCAAUGACUUUUUUGACCAAGAAAUGACAUUCUUGACACAAUAUCAUCAGAACUUGAAAGAAGCCACUUCUCGGUCUGAUAGACAAACAGCAAAACACAAGGAUGUGGCUGAUUCAUAUAUAAAAAUUUCAACUAACCUUUUGCAACUAGCUACAACAGACACAGGAAAACUUGAAAAAUUCAUGACGAAAAUUGCUGAAACUUUUGAAAAAUUACGAAAAGUCGAAGGACGCGUAGCAUCGGACGAAGAUUUAAAAUUAUCUGAUACUUUACGAUAUUAUAUGAGAGACACUCAUGCAGGAAAAAGACUAUUAAUAAGGAGAUUGAAAGCUUUGCACAAUUACGAAACAGCAAAUAGAGCUUUGGAAAAAGCACGAGCCAAAAAUAAAGAUGUUCACGCAGCUGAACAAGCUCAAACCGAAGCCUGCGCUAAAUAUGAACAGAUGUCCGAAAAAGGGAGAGAAGAACUUGUGGAUUUUAAGCAAAGGCGAGUAACGGCAUUUAGAAAAAAUUUGAUAGACCUUUCUGAAUUUGAAAUUAAACAUGCCAAGGCUCACGCUGAAAUGCUCAAAAAAUGUUUAUCUGUUCUCCAGAACGAGUAAAGAAAGUAAUUAAUUUUUAUUUAUCAAAGAAAAUGUAUGCAAAUAACGAUGUAUUUAACAGAUUACAAUAUUCUGAUAUUGUAAAAUAUAUUUUUUGUUAUUCUAUGCCGCUUCAGCGCGCUGAAUGAAAAGUUAGCUAUUAAAUAUAAUAAUAUAAUUAAAUGUAUUCGUCGUAAAUAAUUGGUCAGAAAGUGAAUGCGUUUUCUACAUAAUUUUUUGAAGCUGUAAAAAAAUAAUUAUAAAUGUAGCUUUUUUAUUAUCAAAAGAAAGACUUUCACACAAUUUAUGCUGCACGUGCAUGUAAACGCGCAUUUGCAUAAUAGUAACUCUAAUAUUGAUCAAGUGGUGAAAUUUAUAAUAUUUUUAAAAAGCAUUUAAAAAUCUUUUUAUCUGUUGUUUAUUCUCAAUGAUUCUUUAUAACUAUUGUCAUAUGUAAAUUAAAAGCUAUCCAUGUAAAAAAAAUAAUCUUAAGACUUUAAAUACUUUAUAGUAAUCUAUUAUUAAAUAUUGUAAUGUUUUCAUUGUUAGGAUGUAAUAAACAAACUUGACAUUUGUAAAUUAAA